UUUCUUCUUCUUCUCUCAUUUCGGUUGAGAGAAACGGAGAAGCAGAGCUGCACGCAGAGCUCCGGGGAAAAAAUUUUGUAGCUCGAUUCUUGAGCUACACUGAUCCAAAAAUCCCGUAAGUAAUGCCUAAUUCAUCUAUACAUCGUGAUUUAUCGAUUUAGAGCUUUAAAACGAGUUUUUGGAUCAGGAAUUUCUUGAAUUCACGAUAAGCCAAAUUAGGUUUUCGGAGUAUCCGGAAGCUGGAUUGAGCCCAAAUUUCAAAUACGAGCUUCCUACACCGAGAUAAUCAAUCCUCUAGUUUUAAUCCAUGAAUUUCGGCUAUUAUUUAGGUCGAAGCCGGGAUCGCUGAAUUUAGCUCCGGCUAAGGUUUGAUGUGUUUUUAUCAAGAAUUUGACCUAGAGCCUAGAACGAAUAUUGAUGGGGAUACUGCAGGGAAUAUUAGGACGGUCUCGGAUUUUAAUUCGGAGUUCGUUCGUAAAAUUGACGUUUUAGUACGAGAAGCUAAAACCGGUGUUUAAACGACCAGAACUGGUGAGGGAUUAGCACGGCAUACCGGUUUUGUCGUAUAACGAUAAUUAUAUUGAUGCUUAGAAUUGACCUAGGUGAACUAGAAUGGCAUGAUUAAGGGCGUAUGAACUUUUGUGCUAUAUGAUGAACCAUGGACUACUGUAUGAUAUUAUUGACUUGCCCUAAUCGAGAUGGACCGUGUUUAUUGAUAGACCGUUAAUUACACAUAUUUUUACCCUUGUUCUUACACCGUUUGAGGUGUUGAUUCUCGUGUUUUAGGCUGAUUUCACGCUAGGUUGUGCUUGUUUGUCAUAUUUCAGGUCCUAGUACGUGAAUGGAGGCUUGGGAGCGAGUUUGGGGUCGAUUGGACGAAAAUCAGACGCGUGGCGAGGUGCUAAGGAAGCUGCACGGGCAUUCCUGGACAUCACACGGCCGUGCAACUCACAUUUGUGGCCGUGUGAUUUUCGUCGAGAGCAAGCACGGGCAGGAUGGAAAUCCCGCACGGCCGUGCGGGAAGCCUGAAGAUCGAACUAAUUGAUACGCCGCGUUUUGACUCGCACGGGCAACUGGGUGAGCCACACGGCCAUGUAGCCUGCCCGUGCGAGUCGGGAAAUCUUGGUUUUUCACCAAUUUCGAGCCACAAGGGGGGAAUCGGACUUUUUGAGCAAAAACAGAGCCCUAUAGAGAGAAAGUACGAAGAACACAUCCUAGAAGCUAUCUUGGAGCUGGGUUUCAAGGAAUCGAGCUUGGAGAUCGUCCUAGGAGUGGAAAUCAUCAUCCCGGAGCAGAUUUUCCUCAUCUUUAUGAGUAUGACUACUCCGAUUACUGUUUUCUUCUCUCUCUCUAUGGAGUAGAACCCCUCUUUCACUUGGGGAUGAAGAACCCUAGUUCUAUGCGUUAGGGAUGGAUUGUAAUGACUUGGGAUGAUAUUACUGUUUGAUUUUAAUCGAAUGAUGCAUGUUUAUUGAGUCAAUUGAAGUCUGAUCAACUUUUCCUGAUUCCUGCUGCAAUCUGAGAUAGAUAGAAUCUGAUUAGGUUGCUAGAGUCUCAUCAUUCGGUAGUAGGAGAUUGGCUAUACGAGAGUUAGUCAGUUUACUGCUUUGUACUGGAAUCUAAUUCCAGUAGUGGAGUUCUGUUCUUACUGCUUCAGCUUUCUAUCCCGGUGAAGACUAGUCGUCUGCCGGGUAGUUAGACUGAGAGGGCUUGGUCAGCUUAAGAGAUUCCAAGCUACUGUCGGAUCUUCCGCAGUCUAAUCAAUAGUAAAUCAACCCAGGGAAUUGCAAUUGAACCUAACUAAGGAGCUAGGGGGACUCAUUCCCGAGUGACUCUUACCUGCUUGAGAAAACCGUACCAAUUCCUGCUUUCUUUCUGCUUUUGCUUUUAAACAACAAUCACUUACUUUAGUUGGCUAGAUAAUAGAUAAUCACUGAGUAAGCAGUAGAUCUAGACCCCCGGUUGAUAAUAUCACUUGUCACUUUACUGCAUUCCCUGUCUGCGAUUACACUUGGUCGCAGAUUGGUGUUGUGUUUUAGCGUGACAAGUUUUUGGCGCCGUUGCUGGGGACCCUCUAGGUUAUUGGGGAAACGUGUGAAUUUGUUACUCUAGCUUUUUCUUUAUUGCAUUUUAUCUCUUCCACCUGUGUGCCUUCACGGGUUGUUUCUGCUGAUUGUGUGCAGGUAGUGCAUGACCCGUAGCCAGUCGGGAGAUCUACUACCACUAGACCAGGAGCUUGAACGAACCUGCAGAAACUUCAAGCGGGCUCUAAAGGCGCGACUGGCUGCGGAGGAGGCGCUAGCACAGCUACAGAUCACUGAAGAGGAGGAGAUGGCUGAUCCACAAGACCAUGAUGUGUUCAAUCCUGGGGAGCAGACCAUGGGACAUUACUGGACCGCCAGGGCUGCAGACAUGAGGUCACCCAUUCAACACCCUCAUGUCCCAGCCAAUAAUUUUGAGGUGAGCACCUCAGUAAUCACCAUGCUGCGCGGUUCGGUGAUGUUCCGUGGCAAAGAGGGGGAGUGCCCCCGAUCACAUCUCAGGCGAUUCCACGAGCUCAUCGAUAGAAUCAAGAUCAACGGGGUCCCAGCAGAUGCCAUCCAGCUGAGGUACUUCUCAUUCACCCUGGAGGGGCAGGCCAAGGAGUGGCUAGACACUCGACCUCCGGGCUCCAUCACCACGUUCGCCAACCUGGCGGACAAGUUUCUCACCUGCUACCAUCCUCCGUCCAAGACGGCGGACUUGCAGAAGCAGAUCACCCACUUCACUCAGGAUGAAGAUGAGACCAUCAUGGAUACUUAAGAGAGAUACAACAGUCUCUUCCUGAGGUGUCCCAAUCAUCGUUUCAA
Linum trigynum is the source of this 2849-nucleotide messenger RNA. The record is from the annotation of a GenBank genome assembly. NCBI's taxonomy places the organism in Eukaryota, Viridiplantae, Streptophyta, Magnoliopsida, Malpighiales, Linaceae.